Molecule: messenger RNA, 2754 nt
Organism: Phacochoerus africanus (Common warthog)
Lineage: Eukaryota; Metazoa; Chordata; Mammalia; Artiodactyla; Suidae
Gene: NUTM2F
Product: NUT family member 2F
Exons: 10
Coding region: 1-2754 (917 amino acids)
Source: RefSeq, a predicted model, not a curated record
AUGGAUAAAGAAGUGAAAGGGAACAUCCAGACAAACCUUGGUGCUGUGACUCUGAAAACCAACCCAUACAUUGCCCAAAGAGGCGCUCAACAAUUGUCUGGCCACUGCAUAAGGCGGAAGAAACGUCUGGUUCUUGCCUACCUGCAGAGGCCAGCAUGGAAUGAAUGUCUCGAGGCCCACGUUCUACUGUUGAGAUUCAAACUUGGGCUCCUUUACUUGCAUCCUGAGCGUCUGCUGGAGCAGGUCACUCGCUGGGUCCUGCCCUUGACUGUUCACGUUGAGGCCGCCAGCCCGUGGUGGUCCGGGCCCACGCCUGUGGGAAUGGCUUCAGGAGGAGCAUCUCCACCGCUGGGCACGGAUGUGGUCAUGCACCCUGGGGCCUCACGGUCCUAUCCUCCACUCACUCCUGGCUCCCAACCCCAGCCGGCUUGGGCGCAGCCCCUGCCACCGCCCAUGGCCCCAUUACUCCUGCCCGGCAGCACCCUGUUGCAGCCAGCUCACCCCGGGACACCUCGGGGGGCUCCUGCUGACCAUGGCCCCAUUGCCCCAGGGAUUGGCAACAUCACGGUCCCAGUCUGGUCAGGAGGGAGGUCAGCAUCGCCCCACCAGACUCAGGCCUUUGGGCGUCCUCGGGCCCCACUCAAUAGGAAUGCUUCCAGGGCCCUCAGGGGGAGUGCCUUGUGUCCUGCCCCCCUUUGCAUAGCAACCCCUGCAGGGGACAGUGUUGUGGCCGCCCCGGCUGUUGCAGCAGCUCGGGCUGGCAAGGGAGGGUUGGCCCCAGGCCUUCCUCCUCAAGCUGCACCACCAGCUGCCCAGAUGGCCUUCAUCCUGCCCCCAGGGAGCUCUGGGCCAUGGCCACAUGGCACCUCUGGGGCAGGCAGCCUGCAUGCCUCCCAGCACAGGGGCCCUCGGGAGGACGCCUGUGACCAUAAGAGCGUCUAUCAGAACUUCCGACGCUGGCAGCGCUUCAAGUCCCUGGCCCGGAGCCACCUGCCCCAGAGCCCUGAUGCGGAAGCUCUCUCCUGCUUUCUCAUCCCAGUGCUUCGCACCCUGGCUCGCCUGAAGCCCACCAUGACGCUGGAGGAGGGAAUGCGGCGGGCCACGCAGGAAUGGCAGCACACGAGCAACUUUGAGAGGAUGCCCUUUUAUGAAAUGGCAGCAAAGUUCAUGGAAUUUGAGGCAGAGGAUGAGAUCCGGAUGGAGAACUUGUCAUGCACGAAGGGGGUGCAGGGCAUGCCUCCUCCAGCUCCACCAAAGCCGGCUCCUCAGGAACCCACAUCCCGCAAACUGGGCACUCGGCCAGUUAACCACCUUCCCACUGGAGGUCAAGGCAAAGGGGGCAUUGACCUUUCAACAAGAACAGCCCCUGAGGGGGGUCUCAGCGGCCCUCUCUCCCUCUGGGGUAUGAAUGUGGCCCGUUUGGAAACUGAUCACCCUCCUCCCUGUCUAAGGGGCCCCUGUGCAAUCUGCCUAACAUGUGUGCUGCACGAGGCUCUGGCUGGCCCUGACCCCGCCCACACCCAUGUCCAUGGCCCCCCCACCCCCAACACUGCCCUCCCCUCUACCUGCUCCGGGGUCAGCUUCUGGGUGCUGGAUCCCCUCACCUUCCCUUCCUCCUGCUCUGCCUCAGCCUGUGCUCCAAGGAAACACGGCCCCAGGGUCCAGCCCACACGCCCAAGGCCACGCAGAUCCCGGCAGCCGCUGGAGAACAAGGCCCUCAAGGAGAGCCCCCCUGAGGCUGUGAGAGAGUGUGGGGACAUCAUGGAGGCACUGGUGGGUCCUGGGCCCUCAGCCACGGGGGAGUCAGAUGCGGAAUGUGGAGAGGAGGGAAAUGACCUGGCGCAGGACGAGGACGGCACCUUCCCGGACCCGGAACUCCUCAGCUACAUUGACAAGCUGUGUUCCCAGGAGGACUUUGUCACCAAGGUGGAGGCGGUCAUUCACCCCCGAUUCCUGGCAGAAUUGCUUUCCCCAGAACCAGAGCUGGAUCUCUCGGCCCUGGCUGAGGAGCUGGAGCAGGAGGAAGGACUCUCCCCUGAAGAGCUGGUGCAGAAACGAGCCCUGGCCUCGAAGGAGGAGGACGGGGUGCCGGCCACCCCCAAUCACAGGGCACCCCAGCUGGACUCAAGCCCUUCCGAGUCUGCUGCCGGCCAAGAUGCCCAGAGGAACGAGCAAGGCCCACAGCCCGGGGCCAGAGAUGAAACCUGUACACCCCAGAUGGCUUUCCACGGCCAUCUAAGGCACCGCCAGACAGACAGGGGCCUGUUCAGGCACAAAGGCCCUGUGCCCUCUCCAGGACAUCAGGAGUCCCCUCAGUCUGGAACUGCACAGCCCUUUCCUCGCCAGGGCACAAAGCGCUCGGGCCCUCCAUCAGGACCCAGGGCAAAAAGGUUCUCAGGGAGGCCUCUCCGCCUAGCGGAGCCCCAGGGCCGGGUCAAGGGUUCAAGAAUGGGCCUCAGCCCAGGCCCCCCGGCAGCUGCCAAGUCUAGGAAGCGGGCUCUGUGUGGAGGCCCGGCCGCUGCUGAGAAGCUGCCCAGGCCUAGGGCUGACCUGCGAGGCUCUGGGAGGCCCGCCCUGGCUCUGGGGCUGGUUGGCCCUUCAGAGCCCCAAACGAGCAGGUGUGACCCAUCUGUCACAGGGAGGAGGAGGAAGUGGCACUGCAGCCAGGAGGGAACAGUGGGCCAGCCCAACAGGGCAGCCCCCAUGGAAGCCUUGGGCUCCUCCAGGUCCCAGCAACCAUCCUGGCUGACAUAG